AUGAGUAUACUAGGAGGACUUUUUGAUGUUUUGAGACUUGGCGAACGAGAUGCUUCUAAUGUUGGAAAAAAAACAUUUCUACCAAAUUCCUUUAUUGGAGGACCUAGAGAUAUGCGCCAACGUUAUAUGGAUGUUAUUGCAUUAGUUCAACAGUUUGGAAAGCCUGAUCUAUUCAUAACUAUAACAUGUAACCCAUCUUGGCCAGAAAUAAAAGAACAUUUAUCAUCAAGCGAUGAGGUACAAAAUAGACCUGAUUUGAUUAGCCGAGUAUUCAGAGCUAAAGUAGAAGAACUGAAAACGGAUAUAUUAAAGGGAAAUAUCUUUGGAAAAGUUGUUGCUUAUAUGUAUACUGUUGAGUUCCAGAAACGGGGAUUACCCCAUGCUCAUAUUCUAAUUAUAUUGAGUAAUGAGCACAAGCUAUUGAUAGCAGAAGCAUAUGAUGAUAUAAUUAGAGCAGAAUUACCAGAUGAAUGUACAGAAUCAGCUUUGCGUCAUGACAAGAUUGCAUUCUGUGUACAAAAUAACGAUGCAGCCAUAGAGAUAGACGAAGUAAAAGAAUAUCGAUCUGCUAGAUGGGUUUCUCCUCCCGAGGCUGUAUGGCGUCUUCUUACUUUUGCUAUAAGUGAAAUGUCUCCCAGCGUUUAUCGCUUUCAAUUACAUCUUCAGGACCAACAAUUUGUUUCUUUUAGGAGCAAUACAGAUAUAAAUACAAUUCUGAAUAAUCCUAUGAUCAGAAAAACAAUGUUAACAGAAUUUUUCUAUAUGAACAAAACUGACAAAUAUGCUAUUGAACUCAAUUUAUUGUACAAACAAUUCCUUGAGUAUUUUGUGUGGUCAUCCAGUCACAAAGUUUGGACACGUAGACAAAAACAUUGUGCUGUUGGGCGAAUUGUCACAUGUCAUCCUACUGAAGGAGAGCGAUAA
This is a messenger RNA of Solanum stenotomum, 924 nucleotides long. RefSeq lists its product as uncharacterized. NCBI's taxonomy places the organism in Eukaryota, Viridiplantae, Streptophyta, Magnoliopsida, Solanales, Solanaceae. Bases 1 to 924 code for a protein of 307 amino acids. The record is from RefSeq and is a predicted model, not a curated record. The transcript is spliced from 2 exons.